This is a messenger RNA of Akanthomyces muscarius, 3558 nucleotides long. RefSeq lists its product as uncharacterized. The transcript has 2 exons. The record is from RefSeq and is a predicted model, not a curated record. Gene Ontology annotation, biological process: protein transport to vacuole involved in ubiquitin-dependent protein catabolic process via the multivesicular body sorting pathway. Gene Ontology annotation, molecular function: protein binding. Gene Ontology annotation, cellular component: ESCRT-0 complex. Lineage: Eukaryota; Fungi; Ascomycota; Sordariomycetes; Hypocreales; Cordycipitaceae. The coding region runs from base 1 to 3558 and encodes 1185 amino acids.
AUGGCUGCUCCCUUCCGAGUCAAGGCUCUUUUCGAGUACACCUCACCUCAUGAGGACGACCUCAACUUCCCCAUUGGCCAGGUCAUAGCCGUCACCGACGAGGAAGACCCCGAGUGGUACGGUGGCGAAUACGUCGACGAAGACGGAGUCAAGAAGGAAGGCAUCUUUCCCCGCAACUUUGUUGAAAAAUUCGAGCCUACGCCACCUCCCCGUCCUACGCGCACACGAACAAAAAAGGCCGACGAUGCCCCAGUCCAGCAACAGCCCGAGUCCGAGCAGCCAGCGCCGGCGCCGGCACCCAUCGCCACCCCGCGUACGCUAGCGGCUCCCCCUCCUGCCCCCAAGGACGAGCCAGAGCCCGAACAUGAACAAGAAGUAGAGGCGACGAAAUCACCAGAACCAAGGUCGCCAACAGUGCCGGCACCGGUUCCUUCGGCUGCGGCGGCCAUGCAACCAAAGGGACCUGCGACAAAGACCGAGCAGCCUCCCAAGCCUGCUCCGCGCGAAGAACCAGCAGCAGCUCCAGCCCCGGUCCCGAAGCCGAAGCCUUCCGGACCUCCGCCCGUCGCGGAAAAGCCCAGUUCGUUCAAAGACCGCAUUGCUGCUUUCAACAAACCCGCAGCAGCACCCGUGGCUCCUUUCAAGCCUGGCAGUCUCGGCGGCUCCAGCUUCAUCAAGAAACCAUUCGUUCCCCCGCCUCCAAGCCGCGACGCCUACGUUCCUAUCCCGCGGGAGCAGGCGACUCAGAAGAUCUACCGCAGAUCCGAGGAUCCGGAAAUCAGAGAGCAGGAGACCCAGAAUCAAGAGCAGGCCGAAAAGGCUGGGCUGUUUCCGGCCGAAACGAAACAGGAAGUUGCUGAUGAGGAAGAAGAGCAACCCAAGCCAACCAGUUUGAAGGAGCGCAUUGCUUUACUCGCCAAGCAGCAACAGGAACAGGCUCAGCGACAUGCAGAUGCCGCCGCCAAGAGGGAAAAACCAAAGAAACCAGUCAAGAAGAAGCCGGAAGUCCCAGUGGCCGAGCCCACGGAGGACGCUGAUGAUGCCGAUUUUGUGCCGCUUGAAAGAAAAGAUACCGAGACCACAAUUGGCCGUACAUCCCUCGAGGAGCAAGCGCCGGCCCAAGCGCCGCCACCACCAAGACGCAAAGCAUCUCGGGGCCCCGCUGCCGAAUCUCCGCAUGAUGGCAAUGAGGCAGACAUGUCUGGAGCUGGCGAUACUACAGAAGGCCAAGAUGAUACAUCGGAGCGCGAGGAUGUGGAAGAAGAGCCUCACCGCCGUGCACCAGAAGUCGCCCCUACUUCCCCCAGUCUGAGCCGCGUUCCUACAGCGAGAGACGAUAUACGCAAGGUCGCCGCGGAACCGCAAGGCGAGGAUGAAGGAGAAGAGGAGGCGGAGGAGGAGGAGGAAGAGGAUGUGGAUCCCGAAGUCCGCCGAAAAGAAGAGCUCCGUGCCAGAAUGGCUAAAAUGAGUGGUGGCAUGGGCUUCCACGGCAUGUUUGGAGCUCCAAUGCCCCCUGGUGGUGGUGGUGGCCUGCCUAAGAGAAGCAAACCGGAGCAGGCUCUUAAAGAAGACACGGAGAGCCGCGCAGAUGAUUCACAGCGUUCUGCACCUCCGGUUCCCACCCCUAUGGCUCUGCCUGGCCUGGGAGGGCCGAGAAAAUCCCAGGAGCGUGAAACUGAACAGGAGGAAGACGAUAAGCCGGCGCCCAGCCUACCAUCGCCACCACCUGUCCCCAGGAGGGCGCCAGCCGUCCCUGAUACAGAUGAUGCUGAUGCCGAGCAAGACGAGAGCGACGACCGCGACAUCACCCCAGGACCUGCCUCUCGUUCAGAGGCACCUCGCGGUCCUCCUCCAGUUCCUGGUGGCCGCCCUGCGCCACCACCUGUUCCUUCAGAGCCACCACGGCCGCCCGUUCCAGCCCCUGCACCUGACAUUAAGUCUCCGACUGAAGGGUCUGAAUCAGACGAUGAGCUGUCCGCUGGAAGGGAUCAAUCGGACGCUGCGUUAGCACAAUCACCGCGACUGCCAGUGAGAUCGCCACCCUUAUCUCCGCGCUAUGAGGAGCCCCCGUCUGCGAAUAAGAGAAACAGCCGACCGCCUCCUCCUAUACCAGGUGUUGCGCCAAUGCUUCCCCCUGCUACAGGCCGGCCUCCUCCACCACCGCCGCCGGGCGUUCUUAGUCGCCAGUCAACUGCAGAUGUCCCAAUGCCACCACCCAGACCUGUACUGGCGGGAGAGGAAGCCGGUGAGGAGAGUACGGAGUAUGAGGGCGACUACGACACGGAUAUUGCGUCAUCAGCUCCUCACAAGGAUGCAUUGAAAGCUCAUGCUCGUGAUUCUAGUGUGGACGACAGCUUAUUGCAGUCUCCCACGACUGAGAUCCCUCAAAGCCGCCCUCCUCCUAUUCCGCCGAAUUCACCGCCUCGCGCUGUUCCACCACCAGUCCCCCCGGUUGCCCCGGUGGAGAACAAGCGACGAUCGGUUGAUGCACCGCGAGCAGCUCCGCCGCCGCCGCCGCCGGCUGCAGGCCCAUCCUCGGAGGAUUAUGACCCGCAUAAUUACGCGUCCCCUACGAUAGGAGCAGGGUCAAGUAAAACCCCCAAGAUUGAGGAGGAAGCAUACUUUGCAGAUACUGCCGCCUCACCCGUUGCGACCCCCACCACUGAGCGACGCCCACUGCCGCCAGCUGGCGCAAGAACUGGCGGCCGGCAAUCCAUGGAAGGUACACGCACAAGUACCAGUAACAGACGCUCCAUGGAUCUUCACAGACCGUCUUUUGAACCCGGAUUCAUUGCCAACGACGUCGACCUCGGCGUACAAAGUGGUUGGUGGAAGCAGGCCAACCAGCUGCCACCUGUGCUGCAGGGUCGCCGCGAUAUCUUCUUUGAAUCAGAGGAAUCAACGACGAAUAACCAAGGGGUGAAGACGAUCAUUACCCGAGAAAUUUUUAUUCUAUACCAGGAUUACUCGCAGACCGUCAUUACUGUCCAUUUCGACCCUUAUGACCCUGCCGACGUUGAGCUAGACCAGAAGCACGAAGGCCCUCCCCGCACAUUGCGCCAAGACGAGAUGGAAGAUUUCCACGACCGCUUCGGUCGCCACAUUCUCGAAGCCGCGUCCGCCAAGAAGGACGCCGUCGUUGGUGACGGCUCGCCGCAAGGUCUAAUUCUCGAAUUGCUCCGUCCCUUGAAAGGUGCCCUUUGGCCCGUCGGCACCCGUGCAUACGGCGCCCUUGUCUACGCCAACAUGGCCAAUGCCUCGACGCAGCAGCACGACGUCAUUCGCCCCGGCGAUAUUGUGUCAUUCCGCAACAGCAAGUUCCAGGGCAAGCACGGCGCCAUGCAUGCCAAGUACAGCGCCGAGGUGGGCAAGCCGGACCACGUCGCCAUCGUGGCCGAGUGGGACGGCACUAAGAAGAAGCUGCGCGCCUGGGAGCAAGGUCGCGAGAACAAAAAGGUCAAGAUGGAGAGCUACAAGCUGGACGAUCUGCGCAGCGGCGAGGUCAAGGUGUGGCGCGUCGUGGCGCGCAACUGGGUGGGAUGGAACAGCCAGCCUUAG